Messenger RNA from Pocillopora verrucosa, 2091 nucleotides. RefSeq names its product sphingosine 1-phosphate receptor 2. The record is from RefSeq and is a predicted model, not a curated record. Gene Ontology annotation, biological process: G protein-coupled receptor signaling pathway. Lineage: Eukaryota; Metazoa; Cnidaria; Anthozoa; Scleractinia; Pocilloporidae. Gene Ontology annotation, molecular function: G protein-coupled receptor activity. Gene Ontology annotation, cellular component: plasma membrane.
UUUGGCGAUGCUCCAGCGUGACACUAGAAGCAGCAAGGAAGCUUGAACUCUUCGAAGGAUCAAGAAAAAGAAAACAGGAAACACUACACUGGAAAGCGAAUCUAAUCGACCAAAAUUCAAGCUGAAAUUGAUGUUGUUGGUUUUCAAGUGUUAAAGGAAGUCACAAACCAUUUCUGACUGGGCUCAUCGAGCUUCUGACAAUUUUCCUUUCAAAUAAUCCAGAAAAAAGUAUGAACGUCACACGAGUCACCCCAAAUUUGCGAUCUGUCAAUAGCACCUUUAACCAGGAUCCAGGCAUGGAAACAUACCAGCUGAUAAUCCUAGUGGUGUGUUAUUCCAUUGUGUGUCUCGCCAUUUUGACCGUUAACUACCUCAUGGUGCGAGCCUUUAUUACAAAUCAAUCGCUACUAUACCAUCAGAGAUACUUCCUGGGCUACCUCGCCUGCGCUGAUCUUGUGGUGGGACUGGCAUCGAUACCAACCUUCUUGUACAACAUGACUAACUGGCCAAGUUACAGCUUUUACAUCUAUGAAGCAUCUGACUGUGCCUCUGGGUUUGGCUCAGCCGGCAUUCUCGUGGCUCUAUCAGUACAAGCAUUACGUUCAACAUUCAGGUCCCCGACUCGGUACGCAGGUUAUCCUAAAAAGCGCAAUUUUUAUCUCGUCAUCGCGGGCUCGACGUUUAUUGCUGGUGGUGCUGUGGCUUUUAAUGUUGCAUGUCUAAUGGAUUACGUUUCAUUCUUCGUUUACUUCUACUUAGCAGUUGGUUUACUCGCUAUAACCGCCCUCUUCCUUAUCUUCACGUGCACAGUGGUAAUGGUUUCUCAGCUGUAUGGCAAAGUGCGUGAAACUGAUCGCGACGAAGACAAAAAAAUUGUAAAAUCAGUGAUAGCAUCAUGUGCCGUUUAUGUAGUUUUAUGGGCCUUACCUUAUACAGGUUUUACAUAUUAUAAAUUUUGUAACUUUUGUGUCCCUGUUUCCAUAAUGUUUCUGUACAGUGUUAGAAUCGUUUUGUAUCUGAAAUCAAUUUUAAUGCUCGGAUUUUAUUUCUAUACCAUCAGUUCACUUCAUAGAACUGUGAAGAAAAUCCUUACUUAUGACUGUCUUGGAAUACCGAGAUAUCGCUACACCAGAAAAAAUUAAUUGUAACUGAUCUUUUACAAUGUCUCAAACGCGUUUUACUGAAACACUAGCGUUUUCGAACAGGUCUCGAGGCGAAUGUGCUCAGCGGCAUCAGCAUAUAGCGAUAAGCAAGUAUUGAGACUGAUAUAUUAUUUGGUUAUAAUUCACGUUUGUAACAAGAUCACAGGCACGAAAAACCUGUGAGGACUUUGCAAUGUUGAGGUUUCCUUAUAUCCCCUUUUUUAAUAUAAGUAAGUGCUUCAGCACAGCAUGUCUAAUAGAAACAUUCAAAAGAGCUGAGUGUGCGCCCUUAAAAAAAGCAACAAUAUAACCAAUCAUAACACAUUUUUGAACACUAAAAAUGAUCUUAUCUGCCUCGGUCAGAAGACAGUUUUCAAUCGUAAAACUAAACUUUACUUGAGCCAAACUUUUGGCUUGACUGCAGAGUGAGUCUUGCAAAUAUAAUUCUUCUCGAUUCUUCAAUUCAAACGUAAGCUUUUGACAUGUCUGAUGGAUGCUUAAUUUUACCAAUAAAUGUGGCCGAAUAACGGUUCAUAACGAUGUUCACUUAUCAAAGGAUAAUUGAAAAAAAGGUACAGAUUGCGGUUUAAGUUGCUGAGCCCGAACUUGCGUCGGCGUUGCUUCUCAUCAAUCAGAGCUAAGAUCAAGAAGAGCAAAGUUUUCACCUCCUAACCCGACCAAAUUUUAAGCUUUGUAAUUGCCCUGUGAGGCUGGCGUCGUUUAAGUGGUGACCUGGACUCGCCACAAGAACUGUUUAACCAACUUCUUUACUACCUUUUUAAUUCCGCAGUCGUUCUUCAAGAUGUCCCGCUGUUUUUUGAAGCACUGGCAUAUUUGUUUCCUCGACAAAUUGAUUUCAUACUCUCAACGGCGCCUUUUUUCAAACUCAUCUCAGCAAAAUUUAUGAAUUUUAAUGAUUGCUCAAACGCGUCUAUCACAAACCAUUUAA